UCCGGCCACCAGCUCUGCCUGGCUCUAGCUGCCUCCUCUGCUCAGCAUGGCACUGCCUUGGGCCCUCGCAGUCCUGAGUCUCCUGCCUCUACUGGACGCCCAGAGCCCGGUGUGUGCCAACCUAACAGCCAGGCCCAUCACCAAUGCCACCUUGGACCGGAUCUCUGGCAAGUGGUUUUACAUCGCCUCCUCCUUUCGAGACCCCGUGUACAAGAAGGCAGCCGAGGAGAUCCAGACGGCCUUCUUUUACUUUGCUCCCAACAAGACAGAGAGCGUGAUAGAAGUCAGAGAGUACCAAACCAUCAAGGACAAGUGCAUCUAUAACUUCACCUACUUGAGUAUCCAGUGGGAGAAUGGGACCUUCUCCAGACACGAGCUGGGAAGGGAUAAUUUUGGUCACCUGCUGUUCCUCAAGGACCCCAGGACCUUCAUACUUGACUUCUACCCGGAAGAUGAGCAGAAGCGGGGACUGUCCUUCUACACUGACAAGCCGGAGGCCACCCAGGAGCAGCUGGAAGAGUUCUACGAGGCCCUCACGUGCGUGGGCGUUUCCAAGUCCGAAGUCAUGUACACCGAUUGGAAAAAGGAUCAGUGUGAGCCGCUGGAGAAGCAGCACGAGGAGGAGAGAAAGAAGGAGGAGGAGAGAGAGAAGGAGGAGGAGAGAGAGAAGGAAAAGGAGUCCUAGGAGGAUGUGGCCUUGGGUCAGGACCUUGGGGACCCAACCCGCCCUUUGUAUCGCAGCUCUUCCCCCAACUUGCAUCAAUAAAAUGUCUGCAUUUAGAAUA
This is a messenger RNA of Lemur catta (Ring-tailed lemur), 785 nucleotides long. It is a transcript of the gene ORM1, whose product is annotated as orosomucoid 1. The transcript has 6 exons. NCBI's taxonomy places the organism in Eukaryota, Metazoa, Chordata, Mammalia, Primates, Lemuridae. Gene Ontology annotation, biological process: regulation of immune system process. Bases 47 to 685 code for a protein of 212 amino acids. The record is from RefSeq and is a predicted model, not a curated record.